Messenger RNA from Trypanosoma brucei brucei TREU927, 3435 nucleotides. RefSeq lists its product as hypothetical. The transcript has a single exon. Bases 1 to 3435 code for a protein of 1144 amino acids. Gene Ontology annotation, molecular function: protein kinase binding. The record is from RefSeq and is a predicted model, not a curated record. Gene Ontology annotation, cellular component: cytoplasm. Lineage: Eukaryota; Euglenozoa; Kinetoplastea; Trypanosomatida; Trypanosomatidae.
AUGGUUCGCGACGAUACGCCGUCAUCCUUCACGGCCAUCUUCAGGGAUUCGCUACGUGUUGAACUGUGUCGGCAAGGUGUAUCUCAAGCAGCCGCAUUUGCCAGUAAGUGUGCCCAGUGUGUACGUUUGGAUGGCUCAGGAGCGCAUCUUGCACUGAACGGCCUUGGCCUAGGAGACAGGGAGGUUAUUGCAGCGGCAGAGGCUCUAAUAAAGCUCGGCACCACUGCCAUGCUUCGCGUCCACGGUAUCAGCCGCUGGGCGCUAACACUGAACCAAAACUCUCUAACGGACAAUUGCGUUACCCACUUGUCACUCCUUGUUUCGCGCUGUUCUCCGCCUUUGUUAUACAUGGAUAUUCGGGCGAAUAGCAUCACAGCCGCCGCAGCCCAGCGUAUCGAAGAGGUUCGUGUUCAGUCAUCCUCUCCCUGUGUUGUGAAGUUGGAUGUUACGACUGCUGGUGGAGGCCGCCCAAGUAGUGAGCCUGUGAGUGCCUGCUCGCUUUCGUCUAUCCAAACGCAGAGCGCUUCUUCAUGCCGUGGUGUUGACUCGAUGGCUCUCGAGAAGCGACGGCACGCGUUGCUCGGCUCGGAGAGGCCAUCCAGUGCCUCCGGUAGUGUGACUCCCGCAGCCUCCACUGAUGCUUGUGUUGUGAGCGAUGAGUCAUGCAAUGAAUUGGUGUCGGGCUCACCGAUGAAACGUGUGUCCACGGGGUUACCCUCGGGGACAUCACGAGGUGGAAAGCGAGGGGGAAGUAAACAAGGGCGGGAGAAUCAGGCGAAAGGCAGUUGCACUCCCCCCCGGCUCCCUCCAGAAACGUGCAAAGCUGGUGGUAAUAAGUUGCAGAGACAAUCCUCUGCUGGUGUACGUAUGGGUAAUGGUGAGAAGAGGGCCGGAAGUUGCGAGGUGCGAGGCACUCCAGCCCGGAGCGUACCGAAGGAAAAGCAACACUAUAGAUCAUCCUCUGUCAGGGACGACGAGUUUCGUGUUGAUCUUACUGAAAAUCUUAGUCCACUUCUGACAUCUGUCAUGGAUCUGACAGAUUCUGUUUCAACUGGAAAGCUGCGCACGCUGUACGACACAGAUGAUAUUUGGAGUGUGGUGAGGGCUAAGAGCUCUCAGGGACCCGAUAGCAGCCCUGAGGACAGAGGCCCGCGCGUAGCGACGGCUCCCCGAGCGGGUGCAUCUUUUCGGUCGGUGACGGUCCUUUGCCUCAGUCGCAACGGCUUGAAAUCCCUAGAACCGCUGCCUCCUUCGCUCCUACGUCUGGACGUGAGUGAGAACGAGCUGCGUAAGAUUAGCGGUUUGGAGAAGUGCCGAAUGCUCACCCUUCUCAACGCUCGUCAUAACCGUAUCUGCUCCAUGACGGGUCUUGAGAACAACCUUUCCUUAUCCCACUUGUUCUUGGGUGGAAACGAAAUUGAGUUCGUGGGUGGGAUCGCACAUCUUAUUUUACUGGAGACUCUCGACUUGUCGUACAACAGACUUGAGACACAGGCAUCAAUUCGGCCGUUGUCUCUCACCAAAGGGCUACAACAUUUGAUGUUGCGUGGGAACCCCGUUAUGGAACGUAUACAGAACUGCUUCCGACCCAUGCUCCGUAACCUCUGCCCCUCGCUACAAUUCAUUGACGGAAUCCGCCUUACAUUCGCGCAAGGGGGUGGGUGGAGUUCGCAAAUCGAAAACAGCAAGACGUGGGACAGUAGUGAGCCUGUAAGCGCUGCUACUGGCCGAGGCGGCGCAUCUACGUCUACUCAUAAAGGGGACGGGCGCUCCUCCCAGUGUGGAAGUUAUAUGCAUUUACUUACGCGUGGGGUGACGAUUGGUGGGAAAACAGGUUAUAGUGACAGUUUGAAAAUGUCUCGUGCAACGAGGGCCAUGGAAAUGCAGCGAAAAAGUGAAGAAGAGACGAAGGAACGACAGCGCCGUGCCUCUACCAGGAAAGGGGUACCGCUUCACAAUGAGUUGCUGAAGAAGCUCGCCAUAGACUCGAAGAAGUAUUUGGAGGACGUACUGGCGGAACGCCUGGCGAGUGUGCAACAGUCGUACGAUGGAGCAGUCACAAACACAGGGAGGAGUACAAGCGUUUCUGUGGAUUCACCAUCGAUGCGCAGUCCGGACAAGGGGGAGGAGUUGGAGGACAACGAGGCAGAAGUCACUGUUUAUGUGAUGGAGGAGGGGAAUACAACCCCGCGGCGGGCUGAUCAGCCGGAUGGCAGCGCGUGCCGUACCCCAGUCAAAGUUUGGGCACAAAGAAGGGGAGCUUCUGUUGGUCCUCAGUCUGCAGGCAAGGGUUCCCACCGUGGCGCUUUGGAGGAGCGCGACGAGGAAAAGUGUCGUCAUGUGGGAGUCCGCCGGGACGAAUCGCUUAAUCACAGGCAAUGGGUGCAGCUCCGUGGGAGAAUGGAAACACGCAAAUGUGGAAGUGAACCCACUAGCAUUGCACGAUCCAAACAGGAAGCGUGCACUAGGACGCCGGAGAGGGGGAGAGUGAGUCGAGGGGGAGGUUCAUAUAAACUUUCACCAAUCCGUGGCCAUGCGAACGACAAACAAGCCAUCUCGACGAUUGCCAAACGAUUCUUGAGUGAUAUGGGCAGACUGACACCAGAGGUGGAUGAACGUAACUCCAUUGCGGGAGGGCGGCAACAAAAGGUGGCGCCUUCUUUACAGAAGGCAAGUGUGCAAGGCCCCCGUGUCUUUUCGCCUUCUUCCCAGCGAACGCCCACCAAGGCAAUAUUAGUUGGUGCAACAACACCUAAGCGUCGAGCUGUCGAUUCCUCAACCCCCAAGUCGGAGGAUACCAGGCAUAGCAGGGGGUCAAAUCAAUCGCAUUCGAUUCUCUCUCCCCCGCCAUUUUACCCGUCUACAAAUCCUGCUGCUCUGCAGUGUAAGCAGGCAUGUGAUGAGUGGGUUGAACAGCUUCACGAAGAUGCUGAGGCCGUCCAACAAGCACUUCAAACCGUUGUUGUUCUUAUUGCAACACAGCGACAGGCUCUUACGGCUCAAGGUUGUGACAAGGAUUUGUUGCAUAAAUCGUUUUUGCAAGAACGACAGCAAUGUGCGGGAAUAAUUAAAAAUAGCGGUAUGCUAUUAGACACGGAGGUGCCACUAGAGGUUGUGGAACACUACGCCUUUACCCCAGAGGAGUUGAAUUGCACACGAGUGGAUGAGAGUAACAUGCCGGAUGCCUGUGAGGCAGCAGGGGGAAGAAAAGUGGGAGGCAGUGGCCAUAAUAACGAUGUGGAGGUUAAGAGGAGGGAAACGCUGAACUGUAUUCGUCUCAUCGGAGAUGCAAAAACAUGUUUGCGGUACAUUGUACUGCUCAUAGAAGAGAAGAAGGAGAGAUCCUUAUAUCGAUACGUGGAUGAGGUUACUGAGUUUAUGACCUGUGAGUGGGAGAAGUUUGAGCAUAUAGAGGCAUGGCGUGUGCGCCGUUGA